ACCAAUACCUCUUGUUCUGCAGUCCUUCGGUCUAUUUUGGCCCAUUCGAGUUUUGGCAAUGGAAGAGAAGUUGAGUUGGACAGUUUCAGAUGCUGUGGACUACAAAGGGUCCCCUGCAGACAGGUCCAAAACUGGUGGUUGGGUUCCUGCUGCUCUCAUCCUCGGUCUGCCCUUUGGCUCUCUCCUCUCGUUUUUCUCCGCGCUUUUCGGACACAUUGAAUGACACCUAAUUAUUACUGUCACGUCUACAUAAUCCUUCUUUCAAGAUGCAUGCUCAUCAAAGCUGAAAAUGAUUAAAAAAGAUCUUGAUUCACCUCUAAUGUUAUAAACAAGAGGUGAUGAUGCAAUCACCCGCGCGAAGGAUCGGCAGGAUUUGUUACAAGACAUAAGAAAUACAGUCCACACACACGUUUCAGGUGAUGAUGUGGUGUGGGAUCGAGUCACGUCAUUUUCUUUUUUUGAGGAGAAGGGAUGAGAUCCUAAUCUCAGGAUAUUUGCAGAUAUUUUGCUGAUAUUGGAAUAGAGGUAUGUGAGAGGCUGUCGACAAUGGGAAUAGCGGUGAACCUAGUGACGUAUUUGGGCGGGACCAUGCACUUGCCGAGCUCAACCUCGGCCAACAUCGUGACCGACUUCAUGGGCACCUCCUUCCUACUUUGCUUACUCGGCGGCUUCCUCGCCGAUUCUUUUCUUGGCAGAUACAGGACCAUCGCCAUUUUCACUCUCGUCCAGACUUUGGGCACGGCCUUGCUGGCAAUAUCAACAAAGCUCCCCCGGCUACGCCCGCCUCCGUGCCAACCCACCCUCCCGUGCAACCAAGCCGAUGGCUUCCAAAUGGGGAUCCUCUACUUGGCCCUCUAUCUUGUGGCCCUCGGCACUGGCGGCCUCAAGUCGAGCGUCUCGGGCUUCGGGACAGACCAGUUCGACGACAAGGAUAAGAAGGAAAAGGCCCAGAUGGCCUAUUUCUUCAACCGGUUCUUCUUCUUCAUCAGCGUGGGCACCCUGACUGCCGUCACUGUGCUCGUGUACGUACAGGACCAGGUCAGCCGGAGCAUUGCCUACGGGACAUGCUCGGUCGCGAUGUUCACCGCGCUCCUCGUGUUCUUGGCCGGGACGAGGAGGUACAGGUACAAGAAGUCCACGGGGAGUCCCAUAGUGCAGAUACUGCAAGUUGUGGCGGCUUCGAUUAAGAAGAGGAGCUUGGAGGUUCCGUACGAUGUUGGUUACUUGUACGAAAAUGGUCCUGAAGGGUCUAGGAUUCAUCACACAGAUCAAUUUCGUUGCUUGGACAAGGCAGCUGUUGUUGCUGAAGGCGACUUCGUGCAAGGUGGUCAUAAUUCCGCACCUAACCCGUGGAAGCUUUGCUCGGUGACAAGAGUGGAGGAAGUGAAGAUGAUGGUAAGAUUGCUUCCAAUUUGGGCCACGACGAUCAUAUUCUGGACAGCAUACGCACAAAUGAUCACGUUCUCGGUGGAGCAAGCUUCGACCAUGGAAAGGUCCAUUGGGAGCUUCCAGAUCCCAGCUGGCUCGCUCACUGUGUUCUUCGUGGUGGCCAUUAUGAUCACUCUUGCUGUUAAUGACCGGUUCAUCAUGCCCUUGUGGAAGAAAUGGACAGGAAAACCAGGUUUCUCCAGUCUACAAAGAAUUGCAAUCGGACUCGCUCUUUCGACUUUAGGAAUGUUAUCUGCUGCGAUAACUGAACGGAAGAGACUGUCGGUCGCUGCAUCCGUCGGCCGUGCUACCACCACACUGCCAGUAAGCGUGUUCCUAUUGAUCCCGCAGUUCUUCUUGGUAGGCUCCGGCGAGGCCUUCAUAUACACAGGCCAGCUCGACUUCUUCAUAACUCAAUCGCCCAAGGGCAUGAAAACCAUGAGCACGGGCCUCUUCCUCACGACCCUGUCACUCGGCUUCUUCCUCAGUAGCUUACUUGUCUCUGUCGUGAAGAAGGCGACAGGCAGCGGCGGGCGACAAGGAUGGUUGGCAGACCACAUCAAUUACGGGAGGCUCGAUUGGUUCUUCGGACUGCUGACAAUCUUGAGCCUAGUGAAUUUCGUUGUGUAUCUUGUUUGUGCAGCUUGGUACAAGCCACAAAAACCUAAACCUACUUUGCAAAUGGAAAAGAUUGGCAACGGAUCCGCCAUGGAGGACAAAGUUUGAUGUGUGCUUAAGUUUAGGAAGGCUUGGAAUGAUCAUGCGGAAUGGUAGAUUUUGAGCGUGUUCAUUUACAUAAGGGAAAAGUGAAGAGAGGGGUUGGAUAUACCUUCCACUUGUAAUUUUGACUGGUCAAGUUAUAGCUUGUUUUUCCUCUAUGUUGCCUUUACUUUUCCUGUAGGUAUGUACUCUUACUUCCUGUUGUCAUAUAUGUUUCAUAUGUUUAGGCCCUUUUAUCAACGGUAUUACAAUGAAUGGUACUUUGGCCA
Messenger RNA from Eucalyptus grandis, 2417 nucleotides. RefSeq names its product protein NRT1/ PTR FAMILY 6.2. The coding region runs from base 547 to 2154 and encodes 535 amino acids. Gene Ontology annotation, molecular function: transmembrane transporter activity. Gene Ontology annotation, cellular component: membrane. Lineage: Eukaryota; Viridiplantae; Streptophyta; Magnoliopsida; Myrtales; Myrtaceae. Gene Ontology annotation, biological process: oligopeptide transport; transmembrane transport. The transcript has 6 exons. The record is from RefSeq and is a predicted model, not a curated record.